AAAAAAAAAACAAAAAGGGGGACUGAAUUCUGAGCAACUCUGAGAAAGUAAACAAAACAGACAAAAAUAAUGUGAAUUACAAUAAAGUGAAUGAAUGAAUGAAAACAAUGAUCUGAGCACUCCAAUCUCAGUCUUACUAGAAUCAAAUGCCGCUGCCACAGCUGGACGAGCCCGACUGGGGCGAUGUUGACGUCCCCGCGCCGCCGCCGUCGACGACGCCCGCCAAAGCGACGACGCCGAGCAACAAGAAGACACCCACCAGCAAGUCUGGCGCCAAGCAGGCAGCCAAGCAGCAGCCCGCAAAGGAGGGCGUCGACGAGGAGGUGGUCGCUGCUGCGGCGCCGUCCGUCUCGAUCUGGUCUGGCGCAGCGCGGGACAAGGCUGUCGCCCAGCAGACUGAGGCCCAGCAGUCAUCCGUCAUCAAGAAGAAGACCAACGCAGGAUCGUCGGCAGGCGUCACUGCUGCUGCCACUGCUGCUGCUGCUGCUGCCGGGUCAAAGAAGGUGGACAAGCGCUCCCACGCGGUCGCUGCAGCAAGCGACGAGGUCGUCGACAAGGCUGCUGCCAAGUCCAGCGCCAAGCCAGCGUACAAGAAUGCUCCAGGCAACGCGAGCAAGCACGAUGGCAAGGCGAGCGACGCUAGCACAGAAGCCAAACCGACCGUCAAGCGCGCCAAGCAGGAUGGCAAGGACAAGAAGGACACUGCUGCUGCUGCUGCGACCGCGACCACUGAUGGUGUGACUGCGACUGCGACUGACGGCGCUGAUGGCACUGAUGGCGCUGAGGCGGCAGAGCGCGUAUCAAAGCGACCAACGCUGACCAAGAAGCAGAAAAUGAAAAUCAAGCGUGCGCGGCUUGCGCUCGAGGCGGCAACGGCCGCUGGCGAGACGGCACCGAUGCAGGUUGUCGCACCCGCUGCUUCUGAUGUUGACAAGAAGAGCAAAAAGAACAAGUUUAAAAACCAAGAGUAUGCAGAACGAUUGGCAGUCGCCAAGCUCGCUCCCCGCAAGCCCACGCCCAUGGCGGUGGAUGAUGCGCCAGCGGUCACACCCGCAGCUGCUGGGAAGGGCAAGGCUGCAGCCAAGCCUACCGUGGCUGCAAAGAAAGUCGACAACGACAGCGACGACGACGACGACGACAAUGAUAGCAGCGAAACAAAGCCAACAAGUAAGGCCGAAGCGCCAAAGUCGGCCAAAGCCAGCAAGACUCCAGUGGCCACCACUGCCGCCGAUAAGCUUCGUGGUGCGCGCUUCCGUUGGAUCAACGAGCAGUUGUAUACGACCACUGGCAAACUUGCGCAAAAGCUCUUCAAGGACGAUCCCAAGUUGUUUGACAUUUAUCACGAAGGCUUCCGCACGCAGGUCCGAAGCUGGCCGGUGAAUCCUGUCGAUGUGAUGAUCAAAUACUUGGAAACCAAGCCCGCCAAUUUGUCGGUCGCCGACUUUGGUUGCGGUGAAGCCAAAAUUGCCGCGACCGCAGCUCAGAACGUGCACUCGUUCGAUCUCGUUGCGGCGAACGACUCUGUGGUGGCGUGCGAUAUCGCACACGUUCCAUUGGCGAACGAAGCGAUCGACAUUGCCAUCUUUAGCCUGUCGCUCAUGGGCACGAACUGCAUUGAGUUUUUGAUGGAAGCCCGUCGCGUGCUGAAGCCAAAGGGCACACUUAAAAUUGCCGAAGUACUCAGUCGCCUGCACAGUCCCAAGCAGUUUAUUGCUGUGUUGAAAGAGCUCGGCUUUGAUCUGGUGAAUCAGGAUGGCACCAACAAUGUCUUUAUUGUGAUGGAGUUUAUCAAGACCCCUCGGGCGUCGACCGUCAGCAAGCAAAACAUUCAGCAGUACAAGGACAUGCUUAAGCCAUGCCUGUACAAGAAGCGAUAAACCUUGUUCUCCAUGAAUUUCAAUUGAACUUGUUCGUUCCUACCUUUCCUUCUUCCUUCCUUCAUCAUCAUUUUUAACUGUAUUGGGAACAUGCCAGCCAAACGACAAUGUUUCAACCAUCAACGCGGUUUCGGGGCUUCUGUUUUUAGAGCUUUGCGUUGACAAUCUUGACGAAAUCGGGCUUGAGCGAGGCGCCGC
Molecule: messenger RNA, 2075 nt
Organism: Capsaspora owczarzaki ATCC 30864
Lineage: Eukaryota; Filasterea; Ministeriida; Capsasporidae
Product: cerebral protein 1
Exons: 4
Coding region: 147-1877 (576 amino acids)
Biological process (GO): rRNA methylation; ribosomal large subunit biogenesis
Cellular component (GO): nucleolus
Molecular function (GO): rRNA (adenine) methyltransferase activity
Source: RefSeq, a predicted model, not a curated record